Molecule: messenger RNA, 1557 nt
Organism: Exophiala xenobiotica
Lineage: Eukaryota; Fungi; Ascomycota; Eurotiomycetes; Chaetothyriales; Herpotrichiellaceae
Exons: 3
Coding region: 227-1255 (342 amino acids)
Source: RefSeq, a predicted model, not a curated record
ACGCAAGCUAAACUACAUCAUGGUCAUCAUGGCACUUCGGAGAAACUCACUCUACAGGUUAAUGUCAGGGCGGUCCAGAUGGGUUCCGUGCAUUGCUGUAGAGGAUAAAAGACCGUUCACAUCCUACCCAAGAUCUCCUGAUCCAUUCGCAGUGCAAGACGGUUUGUCUCCCUGAUUCUGCACCUAACUCGUCUGUCGCAAGAUUUACUUUCGCAUCAAACCAAGUAUGUCGACGCCAAAAGAGCAAGGUCCUCCAUACCCUCCCACAACGGCCGCCGUAGGUGGUAUGCCCACCAUUGGUGUGGAUGUUCCAAUAUGCAGCGUUUUCCUCUUCCUCUUCAUCUGCGGCGCUGUCUGUCACAUGACUAUCCUCCAAAUCAACCUCAAGCGAGGUCACAAAUUCAUCAUGUCCGGAUUGUUGUUCGGCUUCUGCAUGGCGCGGAUUGUGACGAUGAUCAUGCGGAUUGUCUGGGCUAGCUAUCCGACCGACAUCCAAAUAGCGAUGGCUGCUAAUAUUUUCUCCUACGCCGGCGUCCUCAUCCUCUUCUUGAUCAACGUCGUCUUCGCCCAGAGGAUUUUACGAGCUGCGCACCCUCACUUCGGAUGGCACAAGACGUUAUCUAUGGUCUUCAUGGUGCUAUACGUCUUGAUAGUGGGUAUGCUGGCCAUGGCUAUCACGGCUAUCGUCCAGUCAUUUUACACCCUCAAUGUCAACACCCACAGAAUCGAUCGCGACAUGCAAAUCACGGCUUCCGCGUACUUGCUGUUCAUCUCAUUCCUGCCGAUCCCGAUGGUGAUCUUGGGUCUCAUUGUCCCUCGAAAGACCAGGCUCGAAAAGUUUGGUACUGGCCGAUGGAGAACAAGGAUUGCAAUUCUGCUCGUCAGCUCUGUGCUACUCUGUCUUGGCGCCUGUUUCCGCUCGGCAACCACAUACGAGAACCCACGCCCAAGAAAUGAUCCAGCUUGGUACCAUGCAAAAUGGUGUUACUAUUUCUUCAACUUCACGCUCGAGAUUAUCGUUAUUUUCCUUUAUGCCAUACUCCGAGUCGACCGCCGGUUCCACGUUCCCAAUGGAAGUAAAGGCCCGGGUGAUUAUGUGGUUGAGCAAAAGCCUAGGGAGGACGGAGAACGUACGGCGCACCGGGACAGAGCCAGCAGCAUGAAUAGGGUCCUGAGUGAAGAAGAAGUCUUUGAUGAUCUUUUACCUGUGGAGAGCAAACCGAGCAAAGACUUGGAGGGUCAAUUCGGAGUGUAGCAACUGCAUCUGGAGGAAUAUGGACAUGCAGAAUAGAUUCUCCGUACAUGCAUGGUCCAGUGUAUCACCAUGGAAUAGUAAUCUUAGAGUCAGAAGAUGUGACAUGCAUAAUAACAAAGGCGAGCUCGCUCUCGAUCUGGACGGUGUCACGUAACUACAUGGCUGUGUGGUUGUAGCGGCGGAAGAGAUUGAUUAGCUAACUAAUCUAAGAGGGAAAGACUGGCCGCUAUAUGUAGUCACUCGUAACUGAGCGCAAGGAGGGGGAAUACUAGGCUGGGCAAGUAUCCCGACGCUAAUAUCAC